CGGACAGAGGACUUGGGCUGAGGCUCCCCCGCGGGCGGGCGCAGAGAGACGCGGGAAGCAGGGGCUGGGCGGGGGUCGUGGCGCCGCAGCCAGCGCAGCCAGCCCCAGGGGCCGCCGCCUCCGCUGCCCAGCGCGCUCCGGGGCCGCCGGCCACCUUAGCACCCGCCGCGUCGCAGCUCCGGGACUGGCCCCGGCCGCGACGCCGCCGCGAUGGGCAACGCCGCCGCCGCCAAGAAGGGCAGCGAGCAGGAGAGCGUGAAAGAGUUCCUAGCCAAAGCCAAGGAAGAUUUCCUGAAAAAAUGGGAGACCCCUUCUCAGAACACAGCCCAGUUGGAUCAGUUUGACAGAAUCAAGACCCUUGGCACCGGCUCCUUCGGGCGAGUGAUGCUCGUAAAGCACAAGGAGACCGGGAGCCACUACGCCAUGAAGAUCCUGGACAAGCAGAAG
Molecule: messenger RNA, 447 nt
Organism: Arvicanthis niloticus (Nile rat)
Lineage: Eukaryota; Metazoa; Chordata; Mammalia; Rodentia; Muridae
Source: RefSeq, a predicted model, not a curated record